UUGAGGAUACAAAACAAAAGUUUUGUUGUUGUUCCAGUAUUUUACAUUUUUGGAACAUCGCUGAGCCUAUUCCCUGCCUACCUGCAGCAACAGUUUUCACCAAAACACACUCACAUAUGUAUGACAGUCACAAUAACAACAACAUUGCCGAUAUUUUGAACCCAGAUUACAUCGAUGGACUGCCAACAAAGAAGAUGAUAGUUGGUUCCUUUCUUAUGUUUGUGAUAUUCUCAUAUUUAAAAUUACUAUACAUACUCGUGGCACUCUAUUUGGCGCUGCAUUACGCACACUGAAAGGAAAAGAGCG
This is a messenger RNA of Drosophila busckii, 306 nucleotides long. RefSeq lists its product as uncharacterized. The transcript has 2 exons. Bases 117 to 293 code for a protein of 58 amino acids. The record is from RefSeq and is a predicted model, not a curated record. NCBI's taxonomy places the organism in Eukaryota, Metazoa, Arthropoda, Insecta, Diptera, Drosophilidae.